Molecule: messenger RNA, 283 nt
Organism: Rotaria sp. Silwood1
Lineage: Eukaryota; Metazoa; Rotifera; Eurotatoria; Philodinida; Philodinidae
Source: the annotation of a GenBank genome assembly
UUAUAUUCAAGUUCGACCAGAAUUUCGAACGGAAUAUCGUCGUCAAAAAUUGACUGAUAAAUGGUUAAAAUCUUUAACAACAUCUAAAUCAAUUGCUGAACAUGUUUUCAUAUUUGAAUAUGAUCUUUCUCAAUUAAUUCAACAAUUAAAACAAUUUACUUUUCUCGAUAUUUAUGGUCAAAUUGAUCGUCAAAAAAUCGAACCUUACCGUUCUAUGAUUCAAAGACGUUUUCCUAAUAGUCGAGUUGAUAUUCAAAUAAGAAGAUUUUGUCUUUGGUUUUGA